GGAAGAAGAAGAAUGUCCAUCAGAGGAAACAGACAUCAUCUCAAAAGGGGACUUUCCAUUGGAGGAAAGCUUUUCCACAGAAUUUGGGCCUGAAAAUCUGAGCUGUGAAGAAGUGGAAUACUUUUGUAACAAAGAACCAUUUCUUGAUGCUACACACUCACAGCAAUACAUAUUAGAGCUGGCUGGAGAGGAGGAGUUUUUAAAUCUGUUUGAAGACAUCCCAUUUUCCAUCUUUAUCAGGAAAUAUAUCCUUUAGUGCAUUGUAUAGCACCUACCUUAUGUUGUGGGAUUACAUUAAAGAAGGAACCAGUAGCUAGUGAUGAUGAAGGAGUCCAGGAGACAGCAGAAUCAGAUGGGGACACACAGUCAGAGAAACCGGGGCAACCUGGAGUUGAGAUAGACGACUGGGAUGGACCAGGAGAGCUGGAGGUGUUUCAGAAAGACGGAGAACGAAAAAUUCAGAGUCGGCAGCAACUUCCAGUGGGAACUACCUGGGGGCCGUUCGCUGGGAAGAUGGACCUGAAUAAUAAUUCCUUGAAGACAAAGGCUCAGGUGCCCAUGGUGCUGACUGCUGGUCCCAAGUGGCUCCUGGAUGUGACUUGGCAAGGAGUGGAAGACAACAAAAACAACUGCAUUGUGUACAGCAAAGGGGGUCAGCUUUGGUGCACGACUACGAAGGCCAUCUCUGAGGGUGAAGAGCUAAUUGCCUUUGUGGUGGAUUUUGACUCAAGGCUACAAGCUGCCAGUCAGAUGACUCUUACAGAAGGGAUGUACCCGGCGCGCCUGCUGGACUCAAUUCAGCUGCUCCCUCAGCAAGCUGCCAUGGCUUCUAUUUUGCCUACAGCUAUUGUCAAUAAGGAUAUAUUCCCUUGCAAGUCCUGUGGCAUCUGGUAUCGGAGUGAGCGGAAUCUGCAAGCCCAUUUGAUGUACUAUUGCAGUGGGAGACAAAGAGAAACUGCUCCAGUGUCAGAGGAAAACGAAGACAGCACUCCUCAGAUUUCCAGUAUGUGCCCCUUCCCACAGUGCACCAAGAGCUUUUCAAAUGCCCGAGCUCUAGAAAUGCACAUGAACUCACACAGUGGAGUGAAAAUGGAAGAAUUCCUCCCCCCUGGUGCUAGUCUAAAAUGCACCGUCUGUAGCUACACUGCUGAUUCUGUGAUCAACUUUCACCAACACCUGUUCUCCCAUCUCACUCAAGCUGCCUUCCGAUGCAAUCACUGCCACUUCGGCUUCCAGACUCAGAGGGAGUUAUUGCAGCACCAGGAGCUCCAUGUCCCUGGCAGCAAACUGCCCAGAGAAAGUGACAUGGAACACUCUCCAAGUGGAACCGAAGACAGCUUACAGCCAGCCACAGACCUGCUGACCAGAAGUGAACUCCCCCAGAGCCAAAAGGCCAUGCAGACUAAAGAUGCGAGCUCUGACACGGAGCUGGACAAGUGUGAGAAAAAGACUCAGCUCUUUCUCACUAACCAGAGACCCGAAAUUCAGUCUGCAACAAAUAAACAAAGCUUUUCUUACACAAAAAUAAAGUCUGAGCCCUCUAGUCCAAGACUUGCCUCAUCUCCAGUUCAGCCUAAUAUUGGGCCUUCUUUCCCCGUGGGACCCUUUCUAUCUCAGUUUGCUUUUCCCCAAGAUAUCACAAUAGUCCCUCAAGCUUCAGAGAUCUUAGCCAAGAUGUCUGAACUGGUACAUCGGCGACUGAGGCACGGAAGUAGUAGCUACCCUCCCGUCAUUUACAGCCCCUUGAUGCCCAAAGGGGCUACCUGUUUUGAGUGUAACAUAACAUUCAAUAAUUUGGAUAAUUAUCUAGUGCACAAAAAACAUUACUGCAGCAGCCGAUGGCAGCAGAUGGCCAAGUCCCCAGAGUUCCCUGGUGUUUCAGAAAAGAUGCCUGAGGCCGUGAGUCCCAACACUGGCCAAACCUCCAUAAACCUUCUCAAUCCAGCCGCUCAUUCUGCUGAUCCCGAGAAUCCACUUCUUCAAACACCCUGCAUCAAUUCUUCCACUGUUUUAGAUUUAAUUGGGCCAAAUGGGAAGGGCCACGACAAGGACUUUUCCAUUCAAGCUAAGAAGCUCUCCACCCCCAACAGCAAUGAUGAUAAAAUUAAUGGAAAACCUGUUGAUGUGAAAAAUCCCAGUGUCCCCUUAGUGGAUGGGGAAAGUGACCCAAAUAAGACUACCUGUGAAGCUUGCAACAUUACUUUCAGCCGGCACGAAACAUACAUGGUCCACAAACAGUAUUACUGUGCUACGCGCCACGACCCUCCGCUCAAGAGGUCAGCUUCCAACAAAGUGCCUGCCGUGCAGAGAACCAUGCGUACGCGCAAGCGCAGGAAGAUGUAUGAGAUGUGUCUUCCUGAACAGGAGCAAAGGCCUCCGCUAGUCCAACAGCGAUUUCUCGACGUAGCCAACCUCAGCAAUCCUUGUACCUCCACUCAAGAACCCACGGAAGGGCUGGGAGAGUGCUACCAUCCAAGAUGUGAUAUCUUUCCAGGAAUUGUCUCAAAGCACUUGGAAACGUCCCUCACGAUUAACAAGUGUGUUCCGGUUUCCAAAUGUGACACUACUCAUUCCAGUGUUUCCUGCCUAGAGAUGGACGUGCCCAUAGAUCUCAGCAAAAAGUGUUUAUCCCAGUCUGAGCGGACGACUGCAUCUCCCAAAAGGCUGCUGGACUACCACGAGUGCACUGUGUGUAAGAUCAGUUUCAACAAGGUAGAAAACUACCUGGCCCACAAGCAGAAUUUCUGCCCAGUCACUGCACACCAGCGUAAUGACCUGGCUCCGCUCGACAGCAAAGUGUUUCCGAAUCCAGAAAGCGAACGAAACAGCCCCGAUGUCAGCUAUGAAAGAAGCAUCAUAAAAUGUGAGAAAAAUGGGAAUCUGAAGCAGCCUUCCCCCAACGGAAACUUAUUUUCAUCCCACUUAGCAACCCUGCAGGGCCUGAAAGUCUUCAGUGAAGCCGCUCAGCUCAUUGCGACAAAAGAAGAAAACAAACAUUUGUUUCUUCCACAAUGCCUGUACCCUGGAGCAAUAAAGAAGGCAAAAGGAGCCGACCAGCUCUCUCCUUAUUAUGGAAUAAAGCCAAGUGAUUAUAUUUCUGGUUCUCUUGUCAUCCAUAACGCUGACGUGGACCAAAGCACAAACGCGGAAAAUGAAUCUCCCAAAAGCCAGGCUUCUUCCAAUGGGUGCGCUGUGCCGAAGAAAGAUUCCCUGCCGUUGUUGCCCAAGAAUCGAGGCAUGGUCAUAGUGAAUGGUGGACUGAAGCAAGACGAGCGCCCUGCCGCCAACCCACAGCAAGAGAACAUUGCCCAGAAUCCUCAGCAUGAAGACAGCCGCAAAUCUCCCUCCUGGAUCUCGGAGAACCCAUUAGCCACGAACGAGAACGUCUCCCCAGGAAUUCCCUCCACAGAGGACCAGUUGUCUAGUAUAGCUAAAGGUGUGAAUGGCUCCACCCAGGCUCCAACCAGUGGGAAAUAUUGCCGGCUGUGUGACAUCCAGUUCAACAACCUCUCAAACUUUAUAACUCACAAGAAGUUUUAUUGCUCCUCACAUGCAGCAGAACAUGUCAAAUGAAAUCACAAAAUAAAUAAACAUCACUCACCUUUGGUACCAGUGUUUAGUAUGUUGUUCUACCCAGUACAGAAAAAAAAAAAAAGCAAAAAAAAAAAAAAAAAAAGAAAGCUGUUUGAAUUACAUCUGGGCAAUCAGGAGACAAUUCAUUAUGGCUGAGUUGAAGACUUAAGGUGUAAUUUCAUUACAGUCCAUUAGUAAAGUGUAUUAUUGGUGCCAUUUUAAAAGAAAAUUAAUUUAUUUUACCAGCAGUAUUCAUAGCUGUGGUUAUGUUAUUUUUUAUUUAAAAACUUUAUAUUAAAGUCAUUUGUAAUGUUAUUGUAUAGUUAUUGUGUAGCAUAUAUGGUUUGCACUGUAUAGUAGCUUUUAAAGAAAAUAGUCACAAACAAUACAGAAAAGCAUUUUAGAAAUAGCUUCCAAAGCACUUGUGUAUCUUGAUUUCUUCUUAUAUGCUGUUGCAGAUAUAUGUAUAUGCUAAAAUAUAACUUGCAAAGAUGUUCUAAAUACACGUGCUAUAAGUUCGCCUUAAGAUUUCAGUUCUUGGAUAAUCAGGCUCCGUUUGCACUUUAUAUUUUAGCAGAUACAGUCUCUUAGUAACUAGGCUUUGCAUUUGUAUGUAGCCGUAUGUUUCUGUCCAUUUUCUUAAUCUGAAACAUGUAUGUUAAAUGAAGACGGCAAUUUUUUUCUUGUAUAGUACUUGUAUUUUCUUUCGCUGAUGCAGCUCUGUCUCAAUUUUUAAACUUUGCUGUUAAAUGCAAUACUUUAUAAGAAUGAACAAAAUUACUGGAAGCAGUAUUGUAAGUAAUGAGGUAGUAUUAAUCGGUUUUAUCUUUUGAAAGGCACAGUCUAAAUCGAAACCCUAAACUCAAUGCUGCAAGUAUGAAUUUAAUUCAUAUAUAAGAUCUAUUUAAAUAUAAGAGUAGCAAUACUGCACCUGGUGAUCACAAAGAUAAUGUUCUACUUCUGAUAGAAAUAAUUUCUCAACAAAUGUUGUUACUAUGCAUGUAUAUGGAUGGAAUAAAAUUCCAGAUUGUUGGAGAA
Messenger RNA from Lagenorhynchus albirostris (white-beaked dolphin), 4611 nucleotides. It is a transcript of the gene ZFPM2, whose product is annotated as zinc finger protein, FOG family member 2. The record is from RefSeq and is a predicted model, not a curated record. The transcript has 8 exons. Gene Ontology annotation, biological process: negative regulation of transcription by RNA polymerase II; positive regulation of transcription by RNA polymerase II; cell differentiation. NCBI's taxonomy places the organism in Eukaryota, Metazoa, Chordata, Mammalia, Artiodactyla, Delphinidae. Gene Ontology annotation, cellular component: nucleus. Gene Ontology annotation, molecular function: RNA polymerase II-specific DNA-binding transcription factor binding. Bases 514 to 3573 code for a protein of 1019 amino acids.